This is a messenger RNA of Xylaria bambusicola, 1578 nucleotides long. RefSeq lists its product as uncharacterized. The record is from RefSeq and is a predicted model, not a curated record. Lineage: Eukaryota; Fungi; Ascomycota; Sordariomycetes; Xylariales; Xylariaceae. The transcript has a single exon. Bases 92 to 1450 code for a protein of 452 amino acids.
CAAAAGAUCAGAGCCUCGAUACAUAAGAUUUAGGAUCUGCAACUUGCUUGAGUUUCGUUUCAUACAGCUUUACAGCUCACUCGCAUGAGCCAUGUCUCUUGCUCCAGCAGUCACAAAGGACGGAUUCUCCUUCGCAGGAGACCUGUACGCAGAGGCGAGCGGCCACAACCGCCACCGUCGUGCCACCGUCUCUGAGCUCAAGGAGCACUUCAAAUCAGGAUCUGACAAAGAUCACCCGGCUCACUGGUUUGAAGCGCAGCUCAUUCACUAUGGUUUACAAUCAUCCAAGACCAAAUCAGUUGCGCGCAUGCGUCUAUACGACGCCGUCAACAACGGCAAGCUCACAGUUCCGUCGCAUAUACAGAAGCUAGAAAAAGACCUCAAGAAGGAAUGGACCAAGAGCGAACGGGAAGCCAAAAUGGCCGCGAAGGCAGGCAAGGGCAGCUCGACGGCUUCCACUACGGCCGCCAGCAAGAAACGUAAAGCUGACUCCUCUAAUGUCGAUAUGAACAUCAAUAUCGGUGACAUUAGUAUCACGCUUUCCGCUAAUAAUGCGUCGAAGAGCUCGUCAGCUGCGAAGAAGACAAAGACAUCUGCGACUAAAUCAGCUUCUAACAAAGGCGUAAAGGAUACUCCAACUAAAAGCAAGCCUGCUCCCAAGCCCGCCAAAGAAGCCCCGAAACCGAAGGCAUCAGCGGCGAGCAAGGCAAAACCCACUGCAUCCUCUCCUGCGAAACCUGUCAAGAAGCAGACUGCUCGUCGUGGCGGCAUUUCCCAAGGGCCUAGUCGAGGAAGCACCUCCACGGCUGAGGCAGCAACCACUGCACCGUAUCCCGCUAAGCAAACCGCACGACGCGGCGGCAACUGGGCCAGAAGAGGCAGAAUUUCGAGCUCGAGUGCUUUUGAAUCACACAAGGAUUUUGACGAACCCCCACCGCCUUACCAAGAGUAUGAUGAUAACGACGACAGCGACGAUGAUGACGACAGUCCGCCCCCAUCAUCUUCCCUAGGAUCCCUUGGUCUCUUGAACGGGCGCUACGACAUCUUCUCCCGAGAAGUCAACGACCAAUGGGGUCAUGAAGACUUCGAUCUCGUACUCACCCUCAGCGGUAACAAGCUUUGGGGGAAAUUCGACCUAGGCAUCGUGACUGGGAUCCUGCACUUCGACGAGCGACCCUGGGAGUCAUCCGACGAGCCCGUGCCCUUCACCUGGCGUGGGGAGGAGACGGAUGGUCCGGUGUGGUAUGGUAAUAACAACAAGGGAUGGAUUAGAUUCCUAGGGAAUGGGCGUAUCGAAGGCCAGCUUGAUUACAUGAGUCUCGACUUCGACGGUACGAGAGUCUCCGGUCAGAAUACGCGGAGUCCGAUCGAUGCCCAGAGCAUGCAAUACGAGUGGAAUGGAUACAGUGAACAGGAGUAUGACCGGCAAAAUCGAGCUCGUUGGGGAUAGGCUGGGACCCAUUGCUCAUCUUCUUUGACUCCAAGCUUCCACGUUAUUCAUUUCCUAUAUUGAUUGGUUCGGGGUUUGGUUGUAAUUGGGAUGUAAGCCCCCGUUCUGUAUAGCAAUAUGUAAUUGGU